AUGGGGGUCAGUACGAGGCUGAAACAGGAGGCCGCUGACAAUGGCAUGUUUCAGUUGGAUCAAAUUAGAGCACCCCCACGCGUGGUGACAGUCCCCGUCGGUCCGGGAGAGAACGGCAAAGCCCUGUACAUCCACGGGCAGGACACGCGUCAGGCAGCGGAGCAGCUGCACAACCUGUACGGGUACAGCGUCCUGGUCAGCGACGUCAUCAGCCUGGACAGGAAGAUUCCGGAUCAACGGGACACAUUGUGCCUACAAGAAGAUUACCCUGACGACCUGCCCCAGGUGUCGGUUGUGAUGAUCUUCUAUAACGAGGCUCUGUCCGUGGUGCUCCGGUCUGUCCACAGCGUCAUGAACCAGUCUCCUCCGCACCUCAUCAGGGAAAUACUCCUGGUGGACGACUUCAGCGACAAACCUGACCUAGCGUUUCCCCUCGAAUCCCACAUCUCGACCAACACCAAACUGCGGGACAAAGUAAAGAUCCUGAGGAACACCAAACGGGAGGGUUUGAUCCGGUCCCGUCUGAAGGGGGUGCAGCAGGCCCAGGGUCCGGCUGUCGUCUUCCUGGACUCGCACAUUGAGUGCACGCCUGGGUGGUUGGAGCCUUUGCUGGCACGUAUACGGGACAACAACAGCACUGUGGCGUGUCCAGUCAUUGACCAGAUCGACACAAAAACAUUUGCUUACGAACAGCCGAACUACUUGGCCGGUGGAUUCUCCUGGGAUCUCACCUUCAUCUGGAUAAACGUCAACAAAGAAGAAAUGGCGAGACGAAAAUCAGCCAUAGAUCCACUAAGAUGCCCUGUUAUGGCAGGCGGGCUCUUCGCCAUCUACAAAGAUUACUUCCAACACAUCGGAGCCUACGAUCCGGCCAUGGAGAUAUACGGCGGAGAAAACGUCGAAAUGUCUUUUAGGGUAUGGCAGUGCGGAGGUCGGAUUGAGACGGUACUGUGUUCCCAUGUGGGGCACAUUGAGAGAACUGCCAAGCCCUACCUGAGCUUCAGGUCCGAUGACACCAAGGACAUCGACAUAGAAGUCAACAAGGUUCGCGCGGCCGAGGUGUGGAUGGAUCAGUACAAACGAUACCUGUACGGAAGAAAACCCUACUUGAAGAACAUUUCCUACGGAGACAUCAGUGAGCGGCAGGCCUUACGGAAGCGUCUUGGUUGUAAGAGUUUCCAGUGGUACUUGGAGAAUGUGUACCCGGACAGACUGGAGCAGACUGUGGAAAGUGGCUUCUACAGGGCCUGGGGCGAGCUGCGGAACGUCCAGACAGGCCUGUGUUUGGACCACAUUGACGGACAAGGAGUCGGACUAUGGGACUGUCAUGGCCAUGGUGGACCUCAGCUUUGA
This is a messenger RNA of Branchiostoma belcheri (Belcher's lancelet), 1353 nucleotides long. RefSeq names its product polypeptide N-acetylgalactosaminyltransferase 1-like. The transcript is spliced from 10 exons. NCBI's taxonomy places the organism in Eukaryota, Metazoa, Chordata, Leptocardii, Amphioxiformes, Branchiostomatidae. Gene Ontology annotation, cellular component: Golgi apparatus. Bases 1 to 1353 code for a protein of 450 amino acids. The record is from RefSeq and is a predicted model, not a curated record.